GUUUAGAAAAAUCUUACCGAUCCGAUAGAGACUCGCAUAUCACUUUUCUGUUUAUCUCUGGACUUUUCACCAAGAAUCAAGUACCGUGCAAAGCCAAAAAUUAGUGUGGCAAUAACACUUCUCGGCCAACAAACAGUCUCAGGUGUAAAACCAACCUCAAGUCCUACACACGACGUCGUUUUACGAUCGAUCUACCUGAAAUCAACGUCGUUGGGAGUUUGCGACAGCACAAGUCGGUUAUUGUGGCUGUGAAAGUGUUGAUCCAUUUCUCCGUAGCCUAAAUCUCCGAUACGAUAUAUUUUCAUCUAUUUUUCAAUUGAUAGAAGAAAGGAAUUCGUAAUUCGUAAAAAGGAGCAAGAGAAAAAGGCGAAGAAGAAAAAUGGCGGUGGACGAUGUUCCAUUGGACGACAAGGCAAAGAGAAUGAGGGAUCUAUUGUCAAGCUUCUACGCUCCAGAUCCUUCAAUGUCCCCCCAAAACAAUAACUCUUCGCCUUCCCAACCCGCAACCCUAGACGCCAUCAACACCACUUCCUUCAAUCCUGACCAGUACAUGAAUCUCCUGGCACAAAAAUCAAACCUGGAAGGUCUUCUUCAGAGGCAUGUUGAAAUGGCAGCUGAAAUAAAGAACCUUGACACGGACUUGCAAAUGUUAGUUUACGAAAACUACAACAAGUUUAUCAGUGCUACAGAUACAAUUAAGAGGAUGAAAAGUAAUAUUGUGGGCAUGGAAGCAAAUAUGGAACACCUCCUUGAGAAGAUAAUGUCUGUACAAUCUAGAAGUGAUGGGGUCAAUACUUCCCUGUUUGAGAAGAGGGAACACAUAGAGAAACUGCACCGCACACGUAACCUUUUGCGUAAAGUCCAGUUCAUAUACGAUCUACCUGCUAGACUUGGCAAAUGUAUCAAAUCAGAAGCAUAUGCUGAUGCAGUCAGAUACUAUACAGGAGCAAUGCCGAUUUUUAAGGCAUAUGGAGACUCAUCGUUCCAGGAUUGCAAACGAGCAUCUGAAGAAGCAGUUACUAUAAUUAUAAAGAACUUGCAGGGAAAGCUCUUUUCAGAUUCUGAAUCCAUCCAAGCAAGAGCUGAGGCUGCAGUUCUUCUUAAGCAGUUGAACUUCCCGGUUGACAGCUUACAGGCAAAGCUACUUGAAAAGUUAGAACAAUCUCUGGAGGAACUUCAGCUUAAGAUGGAAGAGGUAGCUAAUGCUUCAGCAGAUUCUAACGAUCCUUCUAAACAAGGAAAUAUUUCUGAGGCAGUGCCUCCUACUGCUCAUGAGACUUCUGUUCGUGAGUUUGCGGAGGCUGUCCGUGCUUAUCGAGUAAUAUUUCCUGAUUCAGAUGAGCAACUUACUAAACUUGCACAAGCUUUAGUUACCAAGCAUUUUGAAAGCACUGAACAAUACAUAAAGAAUCGGAUAUGUGCAGCAGAUCUACUACAUGUUCUUGGAAUUAUUUGGAAAGAUGUGCUUCUCAUGGAUGAUGUGCUACCUGAAGCUGCUCUCCCUGAUUAUUCUUUAGAGGCUGCCCGAGUCGCUGUUAAACAGUAUGUUGCCAAUGCAUUUUCUCAUCUUCUGCAUGACAUCUCAGAUGCCCUUAUGAGAGCCCAUAAUAAACAAAAGGAAGGAGUGGAAGAGGAUUCCUUGCAGGUUGCUUUGGAGGCCAGCAAAAAAGCGGUGCUUCAAGGCAGUAUGGAUGCUUUGUUGGACUUCCGCCAACUUCUAGAUGACAGUUUAGGGCUACUUGUUAAACUCAGAGACUUGAUUGUUGACUGGGUCCAGGAAGGAUUUCAAAACUUCUUUGGGGCACUUGAUGAUCUCUUCCUCUUGCUUUCAGGAAGAAAUAGUUCAGCCCCUCAUGACAAUAGUUUGACAGAUGGAACACAAGGUGAAAAAGUUUUUGCUGGGCUUGUCUUAGUGCUGGCUCAACUUUCUCUUUUUGUUGAACAAACUGCCAUUCCAAGAAUUACCGAGGAAAUAGCUGCUUCCUUUUCUGGUGGUGGUGUUAGAGGUUAUGAAUAUGGGCCUCCAUUUGUUCCUGGAGAAAUAUGUCGAAUUUUUCAUUCUGCUGGUGAAAAGCUUCUGAACCUUUAUAUAAAUAUGAGAACUCAAAGGGUCUCUAUUCUCCUGAAGAAGAGGUUUACAACACCAAAUUGGGUCAAGCACAAGGAGCCCAGGGAAGUUCAUAUGUUUGUUGAUUUAUUUCUUCAUGAGUUGGAGUCAAUAGGAAGUGAAGUAAAGCAGAUUUUACCUCAAGGAUUGCGUAAGCAUCGUCGAAAUGACAGCAACGGAAGCACUGCUUCAUCUCGGAGCAACCCACUACGAGAGGAAAAAUUGAGUAGAUCAAAUACCCAAAGGGCCAGGAGCCAACUUUUGGAAACCCAUCUAGCAAAGUUAUUUAAACAAAAAGUUGAAGUUUUUACGAAAGUCGAAUUUACUCAGGAGUCUGUUAUAACAAUGGUAGUAAAACUAUGCCUCAAAAGCUUGCAAGAAUUCGUACGCCUGCAAACCUUCAAUCGUAGUGGAUUCCAGCAAAUUCAGUUGGAUAUUCAGUUCUUAAGGACUCCUGUACGGGAAGCAGUUGAAGAUGAAGCUGCCAUCGACUUUUUGCUUGAUGAGGUAAUUGUCGCUGCUGCAGAUCGUUGUCUUGACCCGAAUCCUUUAGAGCCGCCAAUCUUAGACAAACUUAUACAAGCAAAGUUGGCCAAAGCCAGGGAGUAUAGUCCAAUGUCAUCAUAACGUCCCAACUGCAGGGCCGGCCCAGUUUUAUUUGUGGUUAGGCGAGAAUAAAAAAAUUAAAGGCGUUUUAAUUUUAUAAUAAUUCUAAUAUUACUUACUGUAUAUUAGCCGUAUAUAUUUUUUAAAAUUCGUUUUACGUGUUUUGUUUGAAGAGACUGGAACUCUUUUUUCAAUGAAGGGUUUCGCAUUGAUAAAA
This is a messenger RNA of Ziziphus jujuba (common jujube), 2930 nucleotides long. Its product is annotated as vacuolar protein sorting-associated protein 51 homolog. Lineage: Eukaryota; Viridiplantae; Streptophyta; Magnoliopsida; Rosales; Rhamnaceae. The transcript is spliced from 20 exons. The record is from RefSeq and is a predicted model, not a curated record. Gene Ontology annotation, biological process: retrograde transport, endosome to Golgi; Golgi vesicle transport; lysosomal transport. Bases 380 to 2734 code for a protein of 784 amino acids. Gene Ontology annotation, cellular component: membrane; EARP complex; GARP complex.